UCCUAGCAUGGCUGAAUAUUCCGCUCACUUCAGACAGAAAUAUUACUGUGCUACAGUUAAAGAAUAUGCUAAAAGAAAGAGAAUUCAUAAUCAUUGAUGUAAGAGAACCCUCCGAACUCAAAGAAUCAGGACAAAUCUUCGGAGCCAUUAAUAUCCCACUUGGGACUGUCAAUGAGGCGUUCUCAAUGACAAAGGAGGACUUUCUGAAAAAGUUCGGUGUGGAAAUGCCAAGUGUAUACAAUAGAAAUGUCGUUUUCCAUUGUAAAUCCGGUUUUCGCAGCCGAAAGGCUAUACACAUUGUUGAAUCCCUUGGUUAUCGCAGUGUUUUGAAUUUAGACGGUGGCUAUUUAGCAUGGAGUGAGCACAAGUAG
Protopolystoma xenopodis is the source of this 371-nucleotide messenger RNA. Lineage: Eukaryota; Metazoa; Platyhelminthes; Monogenea; Polystomatidea; Polystomatidae. The record is from the annotation of a GenBank genome assembly.